UUNUCAUCAGUAUGGUACAACUUAAGAGUACCACAUCCAUGCAGAGAAGUACCAAUAAUUGAUUAUGAUUUAGCUCUACUUUUUCAACCUAUGAUCAUGCUAGGAAUCACCAUUGGUGUUUCUCUUAGUAUUGUUUUCCCCUAUUGGCUCAUAACUGUCCUUAUUAUCAUCCUUUUCUUAGGGACUUCAUCGAGGUCAUUUUUUAAAGGGAUUAAGAUGUGGAAAGAAGAAACUAUUCUCAAGAAAGCGAGGGAAGAGGCUACAAUUAAUUCUAAUGGUGAACUUGUAAUUGAUACAGAUUAUGAGCAACUGGUCCCCAAGGAGGAAAAAACUGUACUACAACUUAUGAAGUUCAACCUUGAUUUAAAGAGAGUAGUUCUGUUAUUUCUACUUUGGAUCAUAUUUCUGCUUCUUCAAGUCUUUAAGAAUAAUCUAGUGGCUUGUAGUCCAUUCUACUGGGUGCUCAUCUUAUUACAGUUCCCAGUAGCAUUGGCUGUGUUUUUGUAUGAAUGUGUCAAACUUUACAAAGAGAGCACGAAAAGAAGACUAGCAGGGAACCCAAUAUCAGUUUGUGAAGCUGACAUUGAAUGGUCAGUGACAAAUCUUGUAUUUUGUGCUUUUUGUGGCAUAUUGGGAGGAACUGUUGGUGGCUUGCUUGGCUCUGGUGGUGGAUUCAUUCUUGGCCCUCUUCUUCUUGAAAUCGGCGUCAUCCCACAGGUAGCUAGUGCCACAGCAACUUUUGUGAUGAUGUUCUCAUCAUCUUUAUCUGUGGUAGAGUUUCAUCUUCUCAAGAGGUUCCCAAUACCUUAUGCUCUGUUCCUGAUGAUGGUUUCUGUAGUGGCUGGAUUCUGGGGACAAUUUUUUAUUAGAAAAGUUAUCACAAUAUUAAAGAGAGCAUCAAUCAUUGUUUUCAUCCUCUCUGGUGUCAUUUUUGCUAGUGCUCUUACAAUGGGGGUGAUUGGAAUAGAAAAGAGCAUUACAAUGAUACAAAACCAUGAGUUCAUGGGAUUCUUGGAUUUCUGCAGCAGUCAAUAGUUGUAUACUAAUAUUUGCAAAAAUUAGUAAAACUAAAAAAAGUUAGAGUAGCAAAAGCAGAAGCAGAAUUGGCCAAUGUCUAAUUGACCAAUCCAUUUAGAAGUGUGAAGAAUUAAUUAUAGCAAAAAGAAUGGUUUUUUCGGGGGUGAUAUAUAGUGUGUCUCAGAGUUAGCUAGUGCCAACACCAGCACCCACCACUAUUUCCAUUUGCUUUUAGAAAUGGUACUCGGUACUCGGUACGAAUAAAUUUUUACCAUUUUUGUGUAUGU
Molecule: messenger RNA, 1304 nt
Organism: Nicotiana tabacum (common tobacco)
Lineage: Eukaryota; Viridiplantae; Streptophyta; Magnoliopsida; Solanales; Solanaceae
Product: sulfite exporter TauE/SafE family protein 4-like
Biological process (GO): protein ubiquitination
Cellular component (GO): membrane; Cul4A-RING E3 ubiquitin ligase complex
Source: RefSeq, a predicted model, not a curated record